Messenger RNA from Pseudophryne corroboree (corroboree frog), 5336 nucleotides. RefSeq names its product ring finger protein 44 (gene RNF44). The transcript has 11 exons. The record is from RefSeq and is a predicted model, not a curated record. Gene Ontology annotation, biological process: protein ubiquitination. Gene Ontology annotation, molecular function: ubiquitin protein ligase activity. Lineage: Eukaryota; Metazoa; Chordata; Amphibia; Anura; Myobatrachidae. The coding region runs from base 361 to 1650 and encodes 429 amino acids.
UGAUGUGCUCGUGUGGUCGCGUCAUUGUGGUAUCUCUUCCCCACAUGCGUGUAUGAUCGGUUAUGUACGGUAGUCUCCCCCGCCCCAUCUGUUCAGUGUACCGGGGAGGGGGGGUCCCGGUAUCUCAGUCCCCCGGCACAUCGGACUCUAUGCCCGGGCCUCGGUGAGCGCCCUCUCCGGCGCGGAUGGUGGGGCCUGCGGACUGCUCCAUUGUAACGGAGGGAAGGGGGUGGCGGAUGACGAGCGGCUGAAACGUGGAGGAAAGGCGGCCGGAUCCAGGCACCCCGGGCAGACUGCAGGGGUGAAGUUGCGGUGUACAGCGAAAGCCCUGCUUGCCACUUCGCCUUCCCGACAUCACAAAUGCGACCAUGGGAGCUGGCAGUGAAUAGGUGGCCUCCUUCAGCCCCCAUUAAUCAGCAGAGGUUCUUUGGACCCUGCAGCACCCCAGGGCACCUCAGGCGAAGUCCUCCAGCAAGGCGUCAGUGGGGCAGGAGGGAAAGACCCCAACAGACCCUCCUAAGUCAGGAUGAUAGUUCCUUCCGGGCUGCUUUCUUUCCUGUAGAUGAACAUAGAGUUUUUGCCCUCACCAGCACUCCACCACGAAUGCUCCAUCCCGCUGCACACUCCACUCAGCAAACCUCAUUCAUGGUUGACCUUCAUGAACAGGUGCACCAGGGACCUGUCCCUCUUUCAUAUACUGUUACAACUGUAACACAAGGCUUCCCUUUGCACACUGGGCAGCACAUCCCAGGGUGCAGUACCCAGCAGCUGCCAGCAUGCUCGGUCAUGUUCAGUGGCCAGCACUACCCUCUCUGCUGCCUGCCUCCUCCGCUCAUACCUGGGUGCACAGUGCAGCAGCUUCCCGUCUCAUACCAGCCAUUUCCUCCUCUACUUUCCAGCGAGCAUUACAUCUUGCACCCUCACCCACCGCUUCCCCCACACCAGCCACAUCAUAUGGCCUCUCUUACCCCAUUUGUUACAGUGCAACCACAGAGAAUGCCGCUGCAGAGGAUAGAUAAUGACUUGGAUCUUCGAGGGGACCAACAUCACAUGGGCAGCUUCCCAUUCCACCACUCUCACCCUGUGCCUGCAUUGCCCCAUUCAGUGCCCAUGCAUUACCUUUCCCAUGAUGCACUGCAUCAGGAGUUAUCCUUUCCAGUGCCAUAUGCUCAUCUGAUGCCACGGCGACUUAAUACCCAACGGUAUCGCCUGCAGCAACCACUGCCACCUCCUGCCCUGUCUCCAUCGUAUUACCCCAGCUUUCUCCCCUACUUCCUCUCCAUGCUUCCUGUAUCUCCAACCUCUGUUGGCCCAGCAAUCAGUCUGGAUUUGGAUGUGGAUGAUGUGGAAAUGGAAAACUAUGAGGCAUUGCUGAAUUUAGCUGAGCGUCUAGGAGAAGCAAAGCCACGUGGACUCACCAAAGCCAACAUUGAGCAGCUUCCAUCUUACCGCUUCAACCUUGAAACCCACCAAUCUGAGCAAACUUUAUGUGUGGUGUGCUUUAGUGACUUUGAAAGUCGGCAGCUUCUCAGAGUGUUACCUUGUAACCAUGAAUUCCACGCAAAAUGUGUUGAUAAGUGGCUUAAGUCCAACUGCACAUGUCCCAUCUGCCGGGCUGAUGCCUCUGAGGUUCAUAGAGAUGGAGAGUGAGGACAGGUAUUUGCCCUCUUGCCUCCUGCCGGUGCACAAACCCAGAGGGAUCAACACAAUACAAACCAGCCUCUUUGCCUGACUCGGAUGCUUCAGCUUCACCCUCCACCUGCACUUGUCCUUCCGGCUAGGACACCGCAGCUUUAUAUCUGGAGGUGGUGUCAAGAGUCACACAUUCCACUGUCUCCAUGUUAGUACCUCUACACCCCAGUACUUCCCAACAGUGCCCCUACAUUAUGUAUUGCAGUUGUGGGCACUGGGAGGGAUUUGAGGUGUGUUUAGGGAUGAAAUGGGGGGAGAAACACUUGCUCUCCUUUCUCCUCUGAGGGUAGCUGAGGCUAACAGGAAGAAAAAAAAGACUGGGUCAUUGUGGCCAGUGCUAGCCCCCAAAGGGGACCUUGAGGCAUUACCAGGGGCUCCCAAUUUGCAAGUGUGCUUCUGUCAAUCCCUUAGUUGAGAGGAGUGUCACAGCUGCUUAUUUGAAUGUUUGCACUGAAGCCCUAGUGGGCUGUUUUUGUUUUGUUAAAUUUUUUUGGACCAGAUUUUUUUUUUUUUUUGCUGCCAUAAGACUUUACUGUAUUCAGAGAAGGGGUUAAUAUGUGUAGUGCAUUAUUACCUUCUGUAUUAGCCAUGCUCAUUCAGUACUCUGUUUUUAUUGUGGUCGCCAAACUUUCUUCAACUUUCCUGUGAUUAGCGAUCCAUUUGAAUCCACUUGAGAGUAGUGUUUAAGCGGUGUGAGAUGUAAGGGGUGGUAGGGCUGCCCUUACUGAUGUUGUGCACAAUAUAUUCUCGCGCAGCAGAAACUUAUCCUGACCCAGUAGUAAAUGUUACUAUUAUAUGCUAUAUAGUGGUUGAGGAUUUGUACGUGUUUUGCCAUUUUUCUUCCCCCCCCAAAAUUUUUUUUUGUUUUUUUGUGAAUGCAUGGGAGAUGAAAACGAGCAAAACUUUUUUUCUAAAGUGGAAGGGUCAACCAUGUAUCUCAACCUUUUAAGAGACAGGAUAAAGGAGGACUUUAGGAAGUUCUGCCUUGAUUACCAGCCAACCCUUACUUUGCAUACCAACCUAGUGACUGGUUUGGGCACAGCAAAAUUACCAUGUACCAUUUCCCAAUACCAGAUUUACCAGAUUUGUGUUUCAAGUUAUGUACUUGGCAUCUCGUUUGUAGCAAUAUUGUCCAUUAAAAAUAAUAUUUUGCCAAAACAUUUAACAGAUGUGUUGUGUGGACCAGUCCAGUGGUGCAGUGGCUGUUUGCCCACAUUGUCCCAUUCCCUGUUUUCUGCUAGCAGAAUCCCUGGUAAUGCCUCCACGGUAUAUUUUGUUAGGCAGCAGGUCACACAAUUACAGGCUAGUGUGGCACCACAGGGUACAUUCUGUUGCACGCCAAGCUGUGUUUAGGGGAGCGUAUUGACCUUAGCAUACGCAUUUCCCCACCCCUAGCUUCUGUGUGAGCAAUAACACAGAGGCACUUGAGUGAGCGGCUGCCUUAUUUACUGAUUUGUAAUUGUCUUAGUUCAAGUUUGCAUGAUAGAACAGCAAUGAAAACAACAAAAGAGCCAGCUAACCAUUUCUGAUCUGUGUGCGCGUUUAAACGGUCGGGCAGAAAAUCUGUCUUAAUGUUUCUCAAUAUGCAUGUCUGAGCAGCUUGGAAUAUGGUAUCUGCUAACCCUUGGCCGUCUGUGGAGUGACGUGAGGGGGGGUGGGGGGUGGGAGGGACUGGGACAAGCAUUAUAUAAGGGUAUGUAUCAUGCUGAGCUGAUUCCUGCUGUGCACUCGUUCACAAGCAGAAGGCACCUGAACUAUUUGUUGGGAUUUGAAUGUCUAGUUGCCUGUAAAGGCCACUCUCGGGCAGGGAUUGUGUGCGAUGGGGUGUUCUUAGCCCAAAAGUAUAUUACUUUGACAAGAGUGGCCCAUAGCACAUUAGAGUGGAUUACUGCUGGACCUAUAACGCUGACUAUAUUGACGGCUAGUUCUACACGUAUAGUUUUUAUUCUUUUUGUGUCCCAAUCUUUUAAGAGACUAAUCUCUGCAUUCUUACCCCUUUUCAUCAUUAAUUUAAUCCAGCGUUCCACUAUCUUACUGUGGCGUAGUGGCUUUGCGGUCACUUUGUUUCGUUUCUUUCUUUGUGAGAAUAGUGACAUAAAACAUUAGAGGGUUGGUCACUGUUUGGCUAUAGAUGUCUUCCUCUCCGCUGACCAUUUCACUGUUCUCACUGUUUGAUGGCAGAUAAUCACAUAGUUUAUAAUAUAUAUAUAUAUAUAUAUAUAUAUAUAUAUAUAUAUAUAUAUAUAUAUAUAUAUAUAUAUACAUAUAUAUGUGUACUUAUGCACUGGAAACAAGUUGUAAUGUAUUCUGCGUGAAGGCAAAAUUAAACCGAUAACCAGCAUGUAAACAGGCAAAGCACUGACCUUGCAUCCUUCAUGUUUGUCCUUUCAUGGGUUACUAGUUAAUUAAAAAUGGUUCAUUUUAGCCCCCGUCCCCCUUCCCCCGGUCAUAACUUGACUUAUAUGGGUGAUGGGGUUUUUUGGCAGCACAUGGUGUCUCAAGCCAUACGCCAACAGUGAGAGCAGUGGAGAAUCCAACUGUAUUUAUGCUGGAGUGUUAUUGUAUAUCUGCUAUUUUAUCUCCCCUCACAACUGAUAACCCCUGUUUUGUAAACUGCCACUGUGGGGCUAGUGGAAGAAGGUAGCAGUGACUGCAGCAGAGAAAUGGAAUUGAGCACUUGUUUUACAGCACACAAGUUACCAAAGGUCUUACUGUAUAUAUCAACACUUCAGAAUUUUAUCAACUGACACCAGACAAAAGCAGUAUCUGCCGCCUAUCUGUUCGAAAAUCCCUUAGUACUGGAGAUGUCCUCUGCCGUUACAUAACAUAAGGUCCUCUCCAGCAGAAAAAGGGGUUGUCCCUUCAUCUGCCCCCUGCUCCACUGUAUAAAAUGCAUACAGUUCUUCCACUAACCUCAGUAGGAAUUCCACAACUGUAGUUUGAGUGCUGUUGGGUUCUAGAAAAGCUCUUGGCACAUCAUUAUCAGUCUGCUAUAAGUAAUACUGUUGGUUUAGGAUGUCUGUGAUUGCUGCAUAGAUGCCACUUUUUUAAUUUUUCUCUCUAUAUAUAAUUAUUUUCAACACCCCUAUGGUGGGAUAUAGUGGAUUGUUUACUGUAUCAUACUAACCUCCUGGACCCCUUAAUCACACUGGGUUGAUCUCAAUUUUUCCCUUUCACUAACAUUACUGCCCCCCAGAGUUGUGGCUUCCCUUACUCAGGGUCCUGGAGGUGUCUUCUGUGUUAGAACUGUAUAUCUAUAUGUUUUGUGUAUACAUAUAGAUAUAUCUCUAUAUAUAAACUUUUUAUUUUUGGCUUUUGGUACUUGCACAUUUACUGGUUACCUCAUUUCCCAUGUAUGUAUUUGAGAAAAAAAAUGCUAAUAUAUAGAAAUGGUUCUUGAAGCUAUCAAAGUGUGUUUCUUUUCCUUCAUUCCAUUGGAAUAAUAUUGGUUUGUAGCAUUUAACAUUAACUAGUAAUAUUGUAUUAUAUAUAUAUGUGUAUACUGAUUGAAAUUUUUAACAGAUUUGUACUUUUUUUAAAAUGAAAGUUGCUAGUUUUGCUUGACCUGGUAGUGCAAUCAUUUUAUUUUUUUUAAUGUUGUGGCUGAAUUGAGAGGGUUCACUAAUAAAUGUACAAGAACAAUA